This is a messenger RNA of Eufriesea mexicana, 760 nucleotides long. It is a transcript of the gene Arpc3A, whose product is annotated as Actin-related protein 2/3 complex, subunit 3A. Gene Ontology annotation, cellular component: cytoskeleton; Arp2/3 protein complex. Gene Ontology annotation, biological process: Arp2/3 complex-mediated actin nucleation; regulation of actin filament polymerization. The transcript has 4 exons. The record is from RefSeq and is a predicted model, not a curated record. Bases 212 to 745 code for a protein of 177 amino acids. NCBI's taxonomy places the organism in Eukaryota, Metazoa, Arthropoda, Insecta, Hymenoptera, Apidae.
AAAUACAAUUAUUUUAUUCGCUGAAGAAUUUAAAGAUUAUAGUUUACACGUUUACGUAUCUGGGUAUAUCUUUGUUAUCUUUGAUAAGAAAAAUUAAACUAUACAUUAUUGAUUCGUGUACUGUAAGUAAAGUGAAUACAAUCAUUUAAUGUUGUAUUAAGCCAAGAAUCUAUAAACGUAAACUGUAUAGUUCUUAUAUUGAUUUAUCGGUAUGCCUGCAUAUCAUUCGAGCUUCGUUGAAAACAAUGGAAAUAUUGGUAAUAUGGCACUUCUGCCAAUUAGAACACAUUUUAGAGGUCCGGCACCGCCUUUUAAUAAUAAAGAUUUAGAUAUAAUUGAUGAAGCAUUAUAUUUUUUCAAAGCAAAUGUGUUUUUUAGAACAUAUGAAAUUAAGAGCGAGGCUGACAGAGUUUUGAUUUAUAUUACAUUAUACAUAACAGAGUGUUUGAAAAGAUUACAGAAAUGUGCAACUCAAACUCAAGCCACAAAUGAAAUGUAUUAUCUUGCUAUUUCAAAAUUUGAUAUUCCGGGUGAUCCUGGCUUUCCGCUGAAUUCAGUAUAUGCAAAACCAAGUAAUCCUUUAGAAGCAGAUACUAUGAGGCAAUAUUUGCAACAAAUAAGACAAGAGACAGGCACUAGACUUGUAGAGAAGGUAUAUGGUGAAGAUGGUAAACCAAGCAAAUGGUGGUUAUGUUUUGCGAAGAAAAAGUUUAUGGAUAAAUCAUUAUCUGGUCCAGGACAGUAAAGUAUAUUUUUUAAU